This is a messenger RNA of Diachasmimorpha longicaudata, 2939 nucleotides long. RefSeq names its product cyclin-Y (gene CycY). NCBI's taxonomy places the organism in Eukaryota, Metazoa, Arthropoda, Insecta, Hymenoptera, Braconidae. Gene Ontology annotation, biological process: regulation of canonical Wnt signaling pathway; regulation of cyclin-dependent protein serine/threonine kinase activity. The record is from RefSeq and is a predicted model, not a curated record. Gene Ontology annotation, molecular function: cyclin-dependent protein serine/threonine kinase activator activity; protein kinase binding. The transcript has 5 exons. Gene Ontology annotation, cellular component: plasma membrane. The coding region runs from base 727 to 1755 and encodes 342 amino acids.
UCUCUCCAACUCUUUCGAGUAGAAUACAGAGAGCAAUGUGGAUUGUACCGAUAAUUCAAUAUAUAGGCCUCUGAGGCUACAUGUCAGUUACCAUAUUCUAUUUUGUCGUAUCUUCUUCAUCCAAUUGUUCGUCAAUGAAUAUGCUAAAUCGACAUCUGAACUGUUUCGUGUAGCAGGAAAUUGAGAAUAUCAAUUUCGUAUAACAAUUUGAAAAAGUUUGAAGAGAAAAAAAAAUACACAUACGUGUAUUACAUGUAUACAUAUAUGUCAGGAUCAUGGCGGAUAGUAGAGAAUAUUUUGCAUGUCUCGUGAUGGCCUUUGAGCGGGUGAAAAUCAUGAAAGAAGAGUUUUAAUUAAUGGGUAAUUGACUCCAAAAAGUGAGAGAAGGGCGCAAGAGAAUGAGUGAAUUUCUGAGACCGAAACAAGUGGACGAGAGGCAGAGGUAUGAUUAGGAAGGCUGUGAUAAAUACCAGAAUGGCCAUGUGUAUAAUGUACAAUAGGAACUUAUCAGUCAGCUGAUCAGAAGAAUUCAUACGACAUGUGAAAAUAAUUGGUGAUUUAUUACAUUUCUCUCACACGUCGACAACAGCAGAAUCACCCCAUUGUUCACCACCGUGUGAACAAACUAAAAAAGCGAGGCCUAGUACACUCGUCCUGAUCGCCUGUACAACGGUUGUUUCCUGGAUAAUUGAAGGAUUGAUUGGUGUCUGGCUGUCAGAGGAAAUAAUGGGAAAUAAAAAUAGCUGCUGUGGGUACUCGAGUCCACAGCGGGGGAGAAAAGAACUUGCCAGUGAUGGAGGCGCCCGGGGAUUGGAGGAGCAUCUUCCAGAAGGGGAAUUUAGUGUUACCAAUUUGCAGCACAUCAGUGAGAGAGAACCCGAGGAUUGGGACUCCGAUCCCUCACUCCAUCCGUGCGCUGGAACUAUUUUUAUGGAGAGAUCAAAACAAUCUAUAGAAAAUGGAAUGGUGAGGAAGAAGAGCCAGCACCAGUUAACGGACACUAGACCCCUCAAAAAAAGUAGCAGCUGCAGUACUAUUUAUUUGGAUGAUAGCACAGUAUCACAGCCAAAUUUAAAGAACACGGUUAAGUGUGUGGCUCUUGCAAUUUAUUAUCACAUUAAAAAUCGAACUUCCCAAAGGCAGAUUGAUAUUUUUGAUGAAAAAGUUCAUCCAUUAACUAGAGAUGGCAUUGCCGACGACUACGACAAGCACAACCCUGAACACAAACAGAUAUAUAAAUUCGUAAGGACCCUAUUCAAUGCUGCCCAAUUAACUGCUGAAUGUGCUAUCAUAACUCUGGUGUACCUUGAGCGUUUAUUAACGUACGCUGAGAUUGAUAUUACACCUGCAAAUUGGAAGCGCAUAGUCCUGGGUGCGAUUCUCCUGGCCUCCAAAGUGUGGGACGAUCAGGCUGUGUGGAAUGUUGAUUAUUGUCAAAUUCUCAAGGACAUCACAGUAGAGGAUAUGAAUGAACUGGAGAGACGAUUUCUCGAAAUGCUCCAAUUCAACAUCAACGUACCAUCCAGUGUUUACGCUAAAUAUUAUUUUGAUCUUCGUACUCUUGCCGAGGCCAAUGAGCUGACUUUCCCCAGUGAGCCGUUGAGCAAAGACAAAGCCCAAAAGCUCGAGGCAAUGUCGCGCAUUUACGAGGACAAAGUAACAACUGAGGCACUACGAAAUGGAAUUAAAAAAUGGUCGAGUCUCGACAAUGUCUGUAUGGGUGGCCCAAGGCGUAGCAUCGCCAUUCUCUCCUAAAAUGCCAAAUCUCUUUUUUAAUCCUUUAUCUGAGAAUAAUUAAUCGCAUUACGAAAAAAGAAAUAUACAUCGACAUUCCAUCAUUGAAAGAAUAAAUUAGAAAGAGCAUGAGCUAUUGCCCAGAGACAGGACUCUACUUGUGCCGACGAAAGUGAUUCAACUAAUUUCCAAUUCUAGUGAAGUAAAGGACAGAUAAAAGUUUUUUUAAAAAAUAUAUGCUAAUGAGAUCCGCGGCUGCGAUAUUUCGUGUCAGUGAUACUAAUCGUCCAUAAGUGAUGAGCAUUCACGCCAAAUGAUCAGCUUUUGACGAUUAUUUUUUAAUCAUUCGAAAUUAUACCGAAAACAACGAUUUUACGUCUUUCUACCCUAUGGAUUGGCAUCACAGGUUUGUACUGAUCAUUUAUGAUUGAUAAAUUUCUAGCUAUUCAAUUGGCGUGAAGAAGACUAAUGCAUUGUAAUGAAGAAAAAUCAUUGUAGGAGAUAGAUGAGAUUCGUCCAUUUCGUCUCGAGGUUUUUACUAGUAAAACAUCGUCAGACGAGUCAGAAUUAAAUGAUCGUGUUUUUACUGAUUUUUAUGAAUUUGCCCGUACUUUUAGAGUUGCGCAGCGUUGUUGUUGCAUCUCACAAUUUUGAAUCACUCUUUUAACAAGAAUAUUAUUUUCUAAUGAAUGUAUAGAUACAAAUAUAAAAAAUCAUGAAUUAAUCCUCAGACGAAAUGGUCUUGGUAAAAAAAUCCUUUCUCUAUCUGUAUAUAUUUUUAUAAGAGACAAUUUCAGAUAAAUAUUCAAGCAGACUAUUAUUUUUAUUGUCAUAUGAUUUAUUCACCAAUUAACAGAUGUUUGCGUAAGUGAUGGCGAGUAGAGUACGAUAUAAAAUAUUCAUGAUACUAGGUGAUAAAAAUCGAUUGGUUAAAAGAAACACGAAACGAAAAUUGAGAAAUAGAACCGAAGUCUCGGAUAGUUGCGAUUUAUUGCAUUUGCCACGGAGAUAUAUUUUCUCUCUGUCUUUCUCUCUCUCUCUCUCUAUGAAAAAAUGCAAUUAAACAAUCGGCAAUAUCGAUAUGUCCGUCGGUAUUCAAUCUGCAUAAUAAAUACAUUGCGCCAAUGUUGAUGUAAGGGUUUUUACGUUAAUUUAUAUACGUGUUAAAGGGUAAAUAAAGAAUCAAUUUGUACUUAUGCUGAAAA